UGUGUGCACAGUGAAGGCUGAGGGCUGUCCUCCAUGUUUUAGUAAGCAUUGACAUAACACACUGUGUUUGUUAGCCAUGCAUCCACAGAGUUUGGCAGACGAAGAGGUGAAGGUGGAGUCGGAUGCUGUUGAAGGGAUGGAAAUCGCAACACGGUCCAAAGUUUCAGGUGUUGACUCGGGGUCAGCGGAGAGGAGUGGGCAGAAGCGCAAGGUGUCCAGCCCUCCCCACUCGUCCAAUGGCCACUCCCCGUCCGAUACCUCCCCCAGCCCCAUGAAGAAGAAGAAGAAACCAGGGGCUAUCCACAGCAGCAAAGACCAGUCUGAGCUAAGACAUGGUCCCUUUUACUAUGUGAAGCAGCCAGCACUCACCACAGACCCUGUUGAUGUUGUACCGCAGGACGGGCGCAACGACUUCUACUGCUGGGUCUGCCAUCGGGAGGGCCAGGUGCUCUGCUGCGAGCUGUGCCCGCGUGUUUACCACGCUAAGUGCCUGAAACUGGCAGCAGAGCCCGAGGGCGACUGGUUCUGCCCCGAGUGUGAGAAAAUCACAGUAGCAGAAUGCAUAGAGACCCAGAGUAAGGCCAUGACCAUGCUUACAUUAGACCAGCUGUCUUACCUGCUUAAGUUUGCUCUACAAAAGAUGAAACAGCCGGGUGACCAGCCUCGCACCUCAGCCCACUCCCCACACGCUACCGCUUCGCAGAGAAAGGCUUAUAAUUGGACGGAGCCCUUUCAGAAGCCUGUGUCCCUUGAGCAGCAUCCAGACUACGCUGAGUACAUCUUCCACCCCAUGGACCUCUGCACACUAGAGAAGAACAUCAAAAAGAAAAUGUAUGGGUGCACAGAGGCCUUUUUGGCGGAUGUCAAGUGGAUUUUACACAACUGUAUAAUUUACAAUGGAGGCAAUCACAAGCUCACAGCUACUGCUAAAGUCAUCGUCAGGAUCUGUGAACAUGAGAUGAAUGAGAUUGAAGUGUGUCCAGAGUGCUACCUGUCAGCAUGCCAGAAGAGAGACAACUGGUUCUGUGAGCCAUGCAGUAACCCUCAUCCGCUGGUCUGGGCUAAACUGAAGGGUUUUCCUUUCUGGCCAGCCAAAGCACUGCGAGACAAAGAUGGACAGGUGGACGCCCGCUUCUUUGGCCAACAUGACCGGGCCUGGGUGCCGAUCAACAACUGCUACCUGAUGUCCAAGGAGAUCCCAUUCUCUGUGAAGAAGACCAAGAGCAUCUUCAACAGCGCCAUGCAGGAGAUGGAGGUCUACGUGGAGAACAUCCGCAAGAAGUUUGGCGUCUUCAACUACGCGCCCUUCCGCACCCCCUACACGCCAGACAACCACUUCCAGAUGCUCCUGGACCCUGCCAACCCCGCCGCCGGCUCCGUCAAGCCCGAGAAACAGGAGAAGAUCAAGUUCAACUUCGACAUGACGGCCUCUCCCAAGAUGCACCUGGGCAAGAGCAUGCUCUCUGCGAGCGGCGGUGCUGGGGGAGUGGGGAUGGGAGGUUUGGGAGUGGGCAGGAGCUCGGCGAGGCGGAUCUCUGUGACGGACAUGCCCCGCUCGCCAAUGAGCACCAACUCCUCAAACCACACGGGGUCCGACGGGGAGCAGGAGGGGGCGGAGAAGGGCCAGGCUGCUAGACCCCCUUCGGGACACUACAGCACUGGAGAAGAGUCCCAAGACUGCACAGCUUCACCUGCACCGGGCAAGUCAGGUGUGGUUAUGGACAGCCCCAAGCCCUUCCACUCCCAGGCCCCCUCUGCAGUCAAGCAGGAGAAGGGCCCUCCCACACCCAGCAUUCUCAACCUCAACCUCGACCGCAGCAAGGCAGAGAUGGACCUGAAGGAGCUGAGUGAGAGUGUCCAGCAGCAGCAGCAGCAGCAACAGCAGGGGGCGCCACCACUACUCACCUCCCCCAAGAGGCAGAUCCGGAGCCGCUUCCAGCUCAAUCUCGACAAGACCAUCGAGAACUGCAAGGCCCAGCUGGGUAUCAAUGAGAUCUCGGAAGAUGCGUACAAAGCCGUGGAGGACUCUGAGGAGUCAGACAAGUCGGACUCGAGUGACAGCGAGUAUGGCAGUGACGACGAGCAGAAGCCCAACAAGGACUCCCAAGAGCCUGCCACCGCCACCUCCGUCAAGUCCGAGAAAGACGCCUCCAAGAAGAAAUCAAAGGCUCUGCCUCCAUCAUCCUCCUCACCUGCUGCCCAGGAGCAAGACAAACCCAAACUGGAAGGAUCAGGGGCAGGGGAGGGGUCCGCCACCACAGCCACAACCACAGCCACCACCACCACCACUACACCCAAAACGGAGCCCGCAUCCAAAACCGGUACUGAUGACCCGGUGCCUAAAGACAGGCAGGCAUCUGAGGGGGAGAAGGAGACGAGCGAGAGGGCCAAAGCUGCACCGGAGCCUCCGUCGACCACCAGGGACAAGGCCAAGGCAUCCCAGGAGCCCCAGCCACCAGCCCCGGCCCCAGCCAUGGAUGCAGACCUGGACUCAGACUCGGACAAGGAGCUGGUGAUCGAUCUGGGAGACGACCACGGAGAAAGAGGGAGGAAGAGAGGCAGGAAGGACUCAGCCGCCGCAUCCACCUCCACAUCCUCCUCCACCUCCGUAGCCAAGGAUGCCAGCGCUGCCACCAAGGCAGAUGGUAAGGCUCCCAUCACCACCAGUGUGGUGACACCUUCCCAACAGCACGCCCCUGUGUGCUCCUCCCCAGGCCCUAAAGACCUGGCCCAGCCGUCUGCCUCCACCCCAGCCAGCAUCCUCUCCUUCCCCGCCGCCCCGCUCUCCUCCUCCACCCCUCUCCCAGGCCCUGCUGCCGCAGCCUCCUCCUCCUCGUCCACCUCCUCCUCCGCUUCAUCCGCCACACCGCUCGCCACCGUGAAGAAGCAGCGUCCCCUGUUACCGCGGGAGACUGUUCCCGUGGUGCAGCACGCCGUGGUGUGGAACCCCACCGCCAAGUUCCAGACGUCCUCGCAGAAAUGGCACAUGCAGAAGGUGCAGAGGCAGCAGCAGCAGCCGGCUGCGCAGGUGCCCACGACACAGACGCAAGCGCAGACGCCGCAGGCCCAGACGCCGCCCCAGCGCAGCCAGCAGGUCCUGACCACAUCUGCAGCACAGCAGCAGCAGCAGCAGCAGCAGGCCUCAUCCUCCUCCUCCUCCUCCAGCACGCGCUACCAGACUCGACAGGCCGUCAAAGCCGUCCAGCAGAAGGAGCUGCCCCAUGGUGUGUCAACGUCGUCGGUCACCCUGGUGGGCGGCUCACCUGUUUCUGUGGCUAUUGCAGCGGCGACCCCCGGAGCCUCCAUGAGCUCUUCAUCCUCCUCAUCCUCCCCUGCCGUCAUGGCAACGGACCUGCACAUCCCCACCACCUCAGCAGACGUGGCCGCCGACAUCGCCAAGUACACCAGCAAGAUAAUGGAUGCCAUCAAAGGGACCAUGACUGAGCUGUAUAACGACUUGUCCAAGAGCACCUCGGGCAACACAAUACAAGAGAUCCGGCGGCUGCGGAUCGAGAUCGAGAAGCUGCAGUGGCUACAUCAACAGGAGCUCUCAGAGAUGAAGCACAACCUGGAGCUGACGAUGGCGGAGAUGCGUCAGAGCCUGGAGCAGGAGCGCGAGCGGCUGGUGGCGGAGGUGCGCAAGCAGAUGGAGGCGGAGCGGCAGCAGGCGGUGGACGAGACCAAGAAGAAGCAGUGGUGCGCCAACUGCCGCAAGGAGGCCAUCUUCUACUGCUGCUGGAACACCAGCUACUGCGACUACCCCUGCCAGCAGGCCCACUGGCCCGAGCACAUGAAGUCCUGCACGCAGUCAGCCACCGCAUCGCAGCAGGAGCCUGAGACGGAGCAGUGCACGGACACCCCUGCAAAAGUGUGCGGCCAGCCGGGCAGCACACACAACUCCCCCAGGGAGGGAGGGGCUCCCACGGCCCCCACGCCACAAGACCUGGGCCUGGAAAAGAGCAAAGACAGUGUGACCGUCAGUGUGGCGUAGCCGGCGUAGCCAGAGCCACUCCCUCCCUCCCUCCCCCCUCUCUCUUUCUCUCUCUCUCUCUUUCUCUCUCUCUCUUCGGAGCAGAAGCACUUAAUCCUGUACUGUAAAGAAAAAAGAAGAAAAAACUACAGUCUACUUGUUCACUACAGAUUUUUUCCCCCUUUUUUUCUGUUUUGUUCGUUUGUUUGCUUCUUCGUUUUAAACCAAAAUGUUUGUUUUUCGAUCAGUCCUGGAACCCAAAGGCGACUUUUUUCUUUUCAGUUUUGCUUCUCGGAAACGAGUCCUCCUAUCAGUAUGACUAUCUUACAUAGAACAAUGGAACGUUUUUUUUGUUUGUUUUUUUUAAUCAAGAUGGAGAUGUCUUCACUGUGAAUAUUGUGACGAAGAGAGCAUUUCAGUUCUUUAGUUCCACUCCCUCUAUACAAUGUGCUGAUCAGCCUUUUUUUCUGUGGAGAGUUCCGAUCAUUUACCCGGGCAUGAACGAGAGUGCAUUAUUUUUAUACUGUAGUCAGAGUAUUGAAGUUAUUGUUGAACGUGUCUUCUUUUUGCUUUUUUUCCCCUUUCUCCUCCUCCUCCUCCGUAUCAAGCAUAUUUAAGUUAAUUUAUUACAGUAGGCAUUUACACCAAGAAUGUUUUGCCAAAUGAGACAAUGCAAUUGGGAUAUGCCUGAAGCACUGACCUCUAUGCAGACGUCAUUGGCCUGAAGCAUACGUACAUGUGAAGUGGUGCCUGGAGGGGAGAAGAAGAUGAUAGAUGUUUCCUGUGAAAACGAGGCCUCUCAUCAUUCCUUUGGCAUAGAUAGAUGCCAAUAUUGUUUCUUUGACCUGCUUGGCUUUUUUUUUUUUUUUUUGAACAAGGUUGCAUUUCAUAGUUGUGGAGUCCAGAGCCAGAGUCAGGUUUCCUUUGUUGUUUUUUUUAUAUACGGUAUACGUAUAAAUAAGAGGGUCAUAAUGAACAAAAUAGUUGCAGAGAAAUAUAUAUAAUAAAUAUAUAUAUCCACAAAGUUUUUAAUGAAAAGAAAGGAAACUCAUGCGCUUACUGUCACAGCAGCACCCCAAGUGGAUCUGAUCAAGGUCCUCGUUGUAGCACCCUGUUAUUUGCACAUUUAAAAAAAAAAAAGACAGGGACCCAUAUUCAAGAAUGUCUCAUGCGGGCCACAAUAGUUUGGCGUUGAUUGAUAACCUUGAAAAGAGCCGAUCUCUGAAUGCCAGUCAAUUUAGAUUUUUACUUUGCAGUUUGAUUAGAAAAAGACAAUGUGGCAACCGCUUUGGUUACACUAGACACUUGGUGUCAGGUUGGUGUGAUGAGAAGCCAGCUUGCACUGCUUGCUCCUCCACGGCCCCUUCUGACACAUCCUGCACUGUACAAAUAUGAAGGUUCCUCAAAGAACCUUCAAUUGGAUCAUGGGGCAACCUUUAAAUUCUCUGAGGAACCCGAAAAGUUCUCUGAAUGACCUUGAAGUUCUGGGGAGGACCUCAAGGUUUAGGGGUACUGUCACAGUAAUCGCAACAAUCAAAGGGUUCCUCAAUGAACCUUUGAGUCCCCUGGGUUCUUUGAAGAACCUUCAAGAAAAUUCCGGAAUUAUUUCAAGAACUCUUGUCACAUAUUGGCCUCACAUGCCUCUUUUCCACUGCUGUUGUCUGGUAGACCUACAGCUCGACACAACACAUAUUUGGGACAGACGCCACGUUUUGCUUUUCGCUUGGGAACGACAGCUCAAUCAAAGAGCAAAAAGUGGCGAGUCGUGUUGUGUCGAGCUAUACGUAGGCUUACCAGAAAACCGUCAGUGGAAAAGCGGCAUCAGUGGACUGUUAAGCUAACUUUAUUUAGUUCAUGCUGUUUUUCAUUCACGAGCCUCUGAGUUCUGUUCUUGACUGUACAUUUUCCCGUGAAGGUGAUCUCACGGCUGUUUACAUACUGUACAUAAUAAAAAAGUUUUGGUGGUCUGAAA
Engraulis encrasicolus (European anchovy) is the source of this 5942-nucleotide messenger RNA. RefSeq names its product zinc finger, MYND-type containing 8 (gene zmynd8). The coding region runs from base 77 to 3991 and encodes 1304 amino acids. Gene Ontology annotation, molecular function: transcription corepressor activity; protein binding. The record is from RefSeq and is a predicted model, not a curated record. The transcript has 21 exons. Gene Ontology annotation, cellular component: nucleus; cytoplasm. NCBI's taxonomy places the organism in Eukaryota, Metazoa, Chordata, Actinopteri, Clupeiformes, Engraulidae. Gene Ontology annotation, biological process: regulation of DNA-templated transcription.